GGCCGGCCUGGCGGGGCGCGGAGAAGAAGCACACUCUCUCCAAUUGCUGUCACAUUUUCAAGCGCGCGAGCACAGCCCGCUCCCUUCCAGGAGAACGCCCCUGCUCCAUUCACCCCACCCACCCGGCAUAUCUCCAGGCUAGGGCGGGUAGAGGACUGGGAUCAGCCCCUGGGGCGGGGUCGCUUCGUCCCAUGUCGGGCUUGGUCCCACUUGGCUCCCAAGGGAGUUGGGUUUUGGCUACUGCUACCGGUUCGGAGCCAAAUCCGGUUCCGCUGGAUAUUGUGUGGUGCUGCGCUCCAGCCCACCGAAGACGAGAGGAGCAAGGCAAGGCAGGGGCCUCUUCGAGACCGGCGGCGCCUCGCAUCGCCUGACUCCUUCCGGACGCCCUCUGGAUGGUUCCUGGGCGGGCGAGCUCCCCUUUGCGGGUGCAGCACCUUAGGCCCAAGAUGCCAGCCUGGGUGAUCCUGCCUAUCGCUUUACCCGCCUUCAGUAUUACCGGCAUGUGGAUCGUAUAUGCCAUGGCACUCUCCAACAAUCACAUCUGCCCAGUCCACAACUGGAUUUAUAACCAAUCCUGUGAACUAGAUAGCCCCAUGUUCUGCUGCACAUUGGAUCAUGUUCCUCUUGUCAGCAAGUGUGGCACAUUUCCCCCAGAGAGCUGCUUCUUCAGUCUGAUCUGCAGCCUGGGUUCAUUCAUGGUGAUGCUGGUUGGCCUGUUGAGAUAUGCUCAUGUAAUUGAGCAUUAUGGCUCUUCUCUUCUCAACACCUUGGGGCUGGCUACAGGCUGGAUUUGUGCAGCUGGCCUCAUUAUGGUUGGCAACUUUCAGGUGGACCAUGCGAAAGUGCUACAUUACAUCGGCGCAGGCGUGGCAUUCCCUACCAGCAUGCUCUUUUUAUUCUUUCAGUCGAUUCUGACUUACCGCAUGGCAAAAUCCAAGGGCCAUUACUGGACUGGCCACUUGCGCAGCAUCCUUGCAGCCUUGGCCUUCAUCACGCUCAUUUUCAGUGGUGUAUUUUUCAUCCAGCAAAGCUUCGUCCUUCAACACCUGGCUGCUCUCUGUGAAUGGAUGUUUAUCAUCAACGUCCUUGUCUUUUAUGGCACCUUCACUGCUGAAUUUGGAGCCAUUUCCACAGACACCUUCCUGGUUCUUCUGAAAGCUGGGCGGACUUCCAAAAGUUACCAAGUGGAUGGUAGCACACCAAGCAUGUCACAUGUUCACAGCCAGUUGGAGAACCUGACUAUGACGUGAGAUGAUUUCUGGGACAUAAAUGCCUCGUAUACAAGAACCAGGAUAAGCUGUGCUUCCUGGUAUUUUUUUAACAAGGCCAAGAGAGGAAAAGCAGAAACACAAAACAAAAAGAACAUUAGCUUGAACAUGCCUAAGAAUCAGAUCACUUAUAUUUAUUUUUUUUAUAAGCUAUGCUAACAGUGACUUGGCUGUUCUGCCUAAAGAUGCACCAACACCACAGUACCACCAGUGGCCUUUAUGGAACAAGAUACCCUCACCCCGGCAUCAAAGCCUCUCCACCCACCCCUAAGCCUCUGCAAAAGGAAGGGUGAGAAGAUGGGAAAUGGUAAUACUGAGCAGUAUGGGCAGAAUAUCUGUUGUGAGACUAAAGAGAGGCCUGUAGUGGGAGAGCUGUCAUAGCUCAGUGGUUGGGCGCAUGUUGUGAUCCAUGGCAAUUCUAGUUAAGAGUCUCAAGUACCUUAGUGGGAAGAAAAUUCUUGCCUUCGAAUCAAGGAAGCUGAGACCAACCGCAACCAUGGACUUUGGGCAUGCCUAGAAAAAAAUGGGACUUGCGCUCCUGGGACUUUAGGACACAGACAAUUACCUGGUAUUAGCUACCCUAUAAAAAGGAAUAGCCUUUUCCUCCAAGGAGAGGACACUGGCUGGCAUUCUGACUAAGUUUACUUGAGGAAGUCUCAUUGAAAUUAAAAGGACAAGUUUGUUUAGUCAGGAUGUGAGCCACUCUCUUUAAAGUGGCCUUAAUUUCUUAGGGACCAUUUGCUAAGUAACUUCUGUCCAUUUUAUUCAAGCUUCAUUUUAUGUUAGGUAAGAGUGUCCCAGAUGAGUUGGUGCCUGACUGCGUCUCAGAAGAGUCUAGCUCAAGAUGAGGUUUAUCCCCAGAACUCGCUGCAUUACAACAGCAUCAUUUGCGUUCUAAGGUUCAUUUUUAUAGCUCACUGGAAGGAUCUUCUACAGUCUAAUUUGAUCACUUUGGUGCUAGCUAAGGAGCUGAGCCAUUCAACAUUUGAGUUCAGUUCUAGUUUAAGUUAAUCAGUUCUGCCCCCAUAGUUCAGACACUGACAUGCUGAGGAAACUUUAACUUGUCCUUUUAAUUUCAAUGGGACUACUUUGGGUAAUUUUCCUCAGCAUAUCUGCCACUCAAUUUAAAAAGUUGUUCAAUAACCAGUUCAGACACUCUGAACCCGUUUAGAUACAUUUUAUGCAGAGUAACCUCAAUCUCUUGUGUGCAAUGUCAUGCCAUAAAAAUGAAUAUAAUAGCUGUUUAAUUGAGGAAACAUAUUUGUUUUUAAAUCUAUUUUUGCAUUUUAAAAGUUUUUAGAAUAAGAUAUGACAGAUAAAAAGAGGAAAAUAAAACAUUAAUUCUACAAUUGAGAGAUGACUGCCUGAUUAUUGAACCACUUAUUUUGAACUGGUUACCAGAGGCGUAUCUAGGGAAAAUAGCGCCUAGGGCAAGCACUGAAAUUGCGCCCCCUGUCCAGACAUCUGACACCCAUCUUUCAGAUAACUUCACCAUAAUAUCAGCUGAAAAAUACAAGUCAAGCUUGUUAGUCUUUUAAUAUUUCAAAAACUAUUUAGCAGUGCACAUAGCCAGACCAAAAAAUGCUGGAAAACUACAAAUUUCAGUAUGUGGGGGCUCAUGAAAUACCCAAAUACUAUGUGGAGGUAUACUUGGAAAACUAAACAGAAGUGCCUGUCUAAUUCUCUACUAUGCACUGUAGCAUCACUAUUACAUAAAUUUUAAAAAUAAAUGGAGAAUUUGACUUUUCCCAGAUACUCUGAAAAUAAUUAAAGGAUAUGCAGAGUAAACUGGGUCACUGCUUGGAAUAUAUUCUAGUAUUUCAGAAAGACAGUCAAAAUGAGAGAAAGAGACUCCCAGUGGGCCUUAAUACUAAGAAUUUCACACUGAUUCAAAGACAAACUCAUAAUUAAUAGUCAUAUUAUUAAGACAUCACAUUUAACUCACUUAUCACAAGAAGCAAAGAGCAAAUGAAUACAAUCCUAGCUCAUAAUCUUCUGCUCAGUAUUCACAAGCCCUGAUUGUAUUGCUAUGUGUACUGUGACUUAUAUUAAUUUAGUAUUAUUUUUACCUGUAGCCCCUUCGGGGGGCUUCCUAAGGGCCAUAUGUAGGGGGUCUACAAAGGUUCACCCUCCCCCCACUGGCAUCUAGGGCCUCGCAGGGACCAUUUGAAUAUGUGCAGUGGCCAUUUUAAAAAAAUGGCCGCUGAAAACAAAAUGGCCUCUGCGCAUGCUCAAAUGGCCUCUGUGAGGCCUGGCAUGGCCUAGGGCCUCACAGGCCAUUUGAGCAUGCACGGUGGCCAUUUUGUUUUUGGCAGCCAUUUUAAAAAAAUUCUAAAUUUUAAAAAAUGGCACCCCCCUUCAAGUGGCACCCAGGGCAUGUGCCCUGCCUGCCCCAUCCUAGAUACGCCCCUGCUGGUUACCACUUUUUGUGUUGAGUGGUUUGGGCAAAUUUUAGCUUCAAGUUCAAUUCCAAUUCACUACAAAAACCUCUCUGAACUGGUUCUUGGAUUUGGGUCCAGGCUUGGUUAGACUCCCUGAUGCUGGCUGUGUCCCUUGUUGGAGUCUUAGGGUAGCCUAAACCACCUAUUUAGCUGUCCUUAAAGAUGCCACCCUUUCCCUCCUGUACUGGGUGCUAGCAACAGUUGCUUCAUCCAAAGACCUCAGCAGGGAUUGCCUUCCUGGUUUUCUUUGCUUUUGCUUUCACCUCCAAAGAGUUCAAAGCACUUUUGAAUUUCUUACAGUUUUUGGAUUUCAUGAGUGGGUUUCUUGUUUUUGGGGAUAGAGGUAGAAAAUUUUGCAGGCCUAGGAAGCCAAAAUGGUGCCUUCAGAACAACCAAGGAAACACAUCAGAUCCUGGAUUCUGAUCUUGUGGAGUCAUACAAGGUCAUCCUUCACCUAGUGCUUUACUCCCUGUGGAAGUGCCUUUAACAUGCUAAUCAGUGUUCCAUUCAGGAAUUCAUUGAGACUGUUUCUGGAAUCUGUGCCAUUUUUCCUGUGGUGACCAUAUCUGUGCCUUCUUUGAUUAUUCAGGCAGGGUUUCUGAAGCCUGCUUCUCAUGUUGCUUUCUCUUGAAUAGAUUUGAAGGAUAUACACAUGGAAGAUGCAAUGAAAUGAGCAAAGGCGGGUGUCUGUGUGUAGAUCUUUGGAACAGUCAGAUCAAUGAUAUUCAAAACUUCCCCAAAAGUGAUUGACAGAACAUGUGUCCAAGGGCCAGUUCUCACAUUGCUGGAUUUCUGUGCAAUUGCAGUGGAAAGGGUCCACUGGCAUGAAAAGUAAUCAUGUUAUUGGCCCCUCCAACAUGUUCUCCCACUAUGUUUUCAUACCUGGAGUGGCAUGAAAAGGAGCCACAUGGGGAUGGUAAGCCCCUUGUUCCUGUAACGAGAACCAGCUGAGAGUAGUUGGUAGUUACAAAGGCAAGCAUAUUUGGGCAUUUUGCUGAUAUGUUCUUGCACUAGAAUGAGUAAGGCAAAGCAGCUUCACUUUCUUACAGCAAUGUGUAUCAAUGCUAAAGACAAGACCAAAGUAUGUUAAUCUUUCCUAAUAUGUUGCUGAAUUAAUCUAGGAGCCAUUCUAGGUGCAUUUCCCCCUGUUAUCCCUAUACUUGUGGCUAACCUUGGUCUUAUGCUGAUAGUAUAUUUUAUCCCUGCAUAAUGACAGGGAUUAGGAUUGCUGCUGUGCAGUCAGAUAAAUAGGUGUGUGCUGCUAUCAUUGUGGUUAAGGGGAAUACAUUUUUUUAAAGGAGCAAAGAAAAAGCUCUAAAAUCUUGACACCAAAAAAUUAUAAAGGGCUACAUGAGUGAGACUACAUGAGUGCUUGAGCAUUACAACAGGCAGAUAGAUAGCAUCUAAAGAUUUUUUUUAAAGAAAUAAUGAAUAAAAUGUUUUUGGACAUCUACAGAAUGAUGGGGGAAGAAGUGCAUCAUGCCACCAGUUAUGUUUCAGAACUACUGACAUGAUGUAAUGCAACCACAUUCAACAUAGUACUCAUUAUUUGAAGUGACACACUAGCUUGGGGAAAACUGCAUGUGCCCAGCAGUGACAAGAUAAGUGCUGGGGAAAUGGAAUAUCAUAACAGGAACCUCAACUUGGAAAAAUACUUCUGAACCCCAUGUAACAACUGAACUAAUUAUUUCACACCCUCAAAAAACAAAACCCUGUAUCAUUGGGAAGAGUCCUAGUGACCUUUUAGAGAACUUUAAAGGGGAAGGGUAUUGAUGAAGCUGAAAUCUUUUUUCCUCUUGUCAGUUGCUUUAUGUGCAUAGCUGAUUUUGCAUCUAUUGAAUUGCACAAGCUUUAGAGAGGAGCAUUCUGAAUAUUUUAUACAUGUAAUAUAUAAAAUGAAUGUGCAAUACCUUAAAGCAUCUUUGUGGUA
Messenger RNA from Hemicordylus capensis (graceful crag lizard), 5639 nucleotides. Its product is annotated as transmembrane protein 150A-like. Bases 393 to 1250 code for a protein of 285 amino acids. Lineage: Eukaryota; Metazoa; Chordata; Lepidosauria; Squamata; Cordylidae. The transcript is spliced from 7 exons. The record is from RefSeq and is a predicted model, not a curated record.